AUGGAGAAGAUCGAAGCCAUGUCGACAUCUCUGGCAUCACCCGACUCGAUGGCUUCAUUGUCACCCGACUCGAUGGAGAAGAUCGACGUCCUCGUCGUCGGCUGCGGGAUCUCUGGCAUCAGUGCCGCCUACCACAUCUCCAAGCACUGCCGGGGCACGACGUUUGCGGUCCUUGAGCGCCGUGCCAAACUCGGCGGCACGUGGAGCUUCUUCAAGUACCCGGGCAUUCGCACCGACUCGGACGUGUUCUCCUUCGGAUUCGGCUGGAAGCGCUGGGAGAGCGACAACAUCGUUGCGCCGGCCAAGGAUAUCUGCCAGUACCUCGACGACGCUGUCGACGAGCAUGGCCUGCGCCAGCACAUCCGACUGAACACCGACGUCGUCUCGGCCUCGUUUUCCAGCGCCACGCAGCGCUGGACCGUGACCACGGGCGCUGGCGGGACGAUCGUUUGCCGCUUCCUGAUCCUGACGACAGGCUACUACCAGUACGAAAAGCCGCACAUGCCCGCCUUUGAUGGCUCCGACCGCUUUCAAGGCACCUUUGUGCACUCUCAGCAGUGGCCAGAGUCGCUCGACGUCGCGGGCAAGCGAGUGAUCGUGAUCGGAUCGGGAGCCACGGCCGUGACCAUGGUGCCCGCCCUCAUCGACAGCGGCGCAACGAGCGUCGUCAUGCUACAGCGCUCACCGAGCUACUACUAUGUCGCUCCGAAGCACAAGAAGGACCGAGCGCUUUCCGUGUUGGAGCGGCUCUUUGGCGCACGCAUCGGCUACUUUUUGCAGAAGUGGCUGACCAUUCUGCAGGGCGCGGUCGUGUACGCCUACGCGCAGUGGUUCAGGGCGGCCGCCAAGCAACGGUUCAUCGCCGAGGCUCGCAAGCUCUGCCCGGAUCACGUCGACGCCGACACGCACUUCUCUCCCUCGUACGGCGUCUGGGACCAGCGCCUGUGCCUCGACCCUGACGGCAGCUUGUUUGCCGCCCUCCGCACGGGCAGGGCUAGCGUGGUGACCGACCACGUGGCCAGGUUUGUGGAGAGCGGCGUCUGCACCGGCGGGGGCGAAGUGCUUGAGGCCGACAUCGUCGUCUCCGCCACGGGCCUGACUCUGCAGCACAACUUCCCGAUGAGCACCAUGAAGGUGAGCGUCGACGGGGUGCCGUACGACGCGCCAAAUCACUUCGUCUUCCGCGGCUGCAUGCUCUCGGGCGUGCCGAACCUCUUCUACAUCUUGGGCUACACCAACGCGUCCUGGACGCUGAGAGCUGACAUGAUGGCGCGCUACUUUUGUGACAUGAUCAACUACCUUGGGCGGCACGGCAUGGGCAUGCUGUGCCCCUGCGCGGAUGGGGUCGAGGAGUCGCAGGCUGUCCCCUUCAACCUCAGCUCUGGAUACGUGACGCGCAACAGGGGGCGCUUCCCGAAGCUGGGCGGGGCGCAGCCGUGGGGAACGGUCCAGAGCUUCUUCUCAGAACUCUGGCGCUUCAAGGUGAGGACGUUCUCGGAGCUUCAGUGGAUCAAGUUCACGCCGGCGGCGGCAGCGGCUGGCGCCUGACAGGCUGUGUUGGUGCGUACGCCGCCCACCUCCGGCUCCACGCGAGGUCGUCAGUUUUUGCUGUGUGUGUCAUCAGUAUCGUCCUUUCUCUGACUCUGUUCAUUAGCCCCACCUCGAACACGUCCCUCCCUGUCCGAUCGACUGCCACACUGCACUCACUCUUUAUCAUGCUCUUUAUACACAUACCGCACCGAAAAG
Emiliania huxleyi CCMP1516 is the source of this 1746-nucleotide messenger RNA. RefSeq lists its product as hypothetical. Lineage: Eukaryota; Haptophyta; Isochrysidales; Noelaerhabdaceae. The record is from RefSeq and is a predicted model, not a curated record. The transcript has a single exon. Bases 1 to 1548 code for a protein of 515 amino acids.